CUACCAACCUACAUUUAUAUUGUACCCUACACAAGUUAUAUUACAUAUUACUUUACGCCAUUGAGUGCCAUUAUAAGACAAGAUAAGUUACGGAAAAGAGAAAAUGUUUCAUAAAUUCAAUGCAUUUACUGGUUCUAUACAAAAAGCUACUCAAUUACAAGCUCUUUAUCCAUUGUCUCCACGGCCAUUAGAAAAAAUGCAGCUACCAAAGAUACUUGAUUCUAUCAAAACUCAAGUAGCACGCACAGAAAAACUUCAAAAAUCAAAUUACUCAACAGCAGAUCCAAGAAUAGUACGACUGCAAAAAGAAUUUCAAGUUGACUUGGAAAGGCCAGUAUACAUUUAUCGUGGAACGAAGGAUAAGAUUAUAUUUGGUAUUAUGUGUGUAUGGACUACUUUAGGUUGUCUAACGAGCAUAUAUGCCAUGUACAAACUCAAACAAAAAUUUUAAUGUAUAUAAGAAUAUAGUAUGUUAUAGUGUUAAUAUAUUUAGGAAGCUUCAUAAAUUAUUUAGAAGACAUUAUUAUAAAUAAAUGAUUAAAUAUCAAU
This is a messenger RNA of Eufriesea mexicana, 549 nucleotides long. RefSeq lists its product as uncharacterized. The record is from RefSeq and is a predicted model, not a curated record. The transcript has 3 exons. The coding region runs from base 104 to 451 and encodes 115 amino acids. Gene Ontology annotation, cellular component: respiratory chain complex IV. Gene Ontology annotation, biological process: regulation of oxidative phosphorylation; mitochondrial electron transport, cytochrome c to oxygen; mitochondrial respirasome assembly. NCBI's taxonomy places the organism in Eukaryota, Metazoa, Arthropoda, Insecta, Hymenoptera, Apidae.